AUGCAGAAUAUAUCAGCUGUGACUUCCUUCAUAUUGGUAGCAUAUACAGAAAUGGAAAAACUGAAAUAUCUUUAUUUCACUGUAUUCCUUCUGCUUUACCUCCUAAUAUUAUGUUUGAACCUACUUGUCAUUGGUGUGAUUUAUUCACAGAAAAGUCUGCAUUAUCCAAUGUACAUAUUUGUGUGUAACCUUGCGGUGAAUGGAAUUUAUGGGAGCACAUCCUUAAUCCCCUAUCUUCUUUAUCAGCUGAUGUCUCCCUCACAUGAAAUCUCUCUGGGACUCUGUCUGGCACAGAUUUACUGUUUGCACACAUAUGGAUUUAUUGAGUUCUGUAUAUUAGCAGUCAUGAGCUAUGAUAGGUACAUUGCAAUUUGUCGCCCGUUACACUAUCAUAUGUUCGUGUCUACGCAAAAUGUGAUUGGUCUGAUCGUCUUGUCCUGGACUUAUCCCCUUACUGCUUUUGGCCUGUGUAUUAUACUUACAACUAAACUCACUUUUUGUAGCAGGUUUAUUCCUAAAGUUUACUGUGCAAAUUUUAUGCUAGUUAGAUUGUCGUGUUUUGAUACUACAGUUCAUAAUGCUGUUGGCCUGGUCACAGUGAGUUUUUUUGUUCUUUUCCCAAUCUCAAUGAUAUUGUUUUCCUAUAUACAAAUUGUCAGAAUCUGCAUUCUCGCCUCGAAAGAAUCUCGUUUCAAAGCUCUAACAACUUGCGCUCCUCACCUGUUAGCUUUUGUGAAUUUUUUAGUUGGAAGCAUUUUUGAAAUUAUCCAGAGCCGGUUUGAAAUGAAUUAUUUACCUUACGAAUUUCGCAUGUUCAUAUCUCUUUAUUUCCUAAUAUUUUCUCCUUUGCUAAACCCUGUAAUUUAUGGACUGAGUGUUCAUAACAUACGAGUCCAAUUUUUAAAAGUUUUUCCUGUCACUGAGUAA
This is a messenger RNA of Scleropages formosus (Asian bonytongue), 927 nucleotides long. RefSeq names its product olfactory receptor 52K2-like. Bases 1 to 927 code for a protein of 308 amino acids. Lineage: Eukaryota; Metazoa; Chordata; Actinopteri; Osteoglossiformes; Osteoglossidae. Gene Ontology annotation, cellular component: membrane. The transcript has a single exon. Gene Ontology annotation, molecular function: olfactory receptor activity; odorant binding; G protein-coupled receptor activity. Gene Ontology annotation, biological process: detection of chemical stimulus involved in sensory perception of smell; G protein-coupled receptor signaling pathway. The record is from RefSeq and is a predicted model, not a curated record.